Messenger RNA from Nothoprocta perdicaria, 2740 nucleotides. It is a transcript of the gene MCCC2, whose product is annotated as methylcrotonoyl-CoA carboxylase 2. The record is from RefSeq and is a predicted model, not a curated record. Gene Ontology annotation, molecular function: methylcrotonoyl-CoA carboxylase activity. Bases 106 to 1653 code for a protein of 515 amino acids. Gene Ontology annotation, cellular component: methylcrotonoyl-CoA carboxylase complex; mitochondrion. Lineage: Eukaryota; Metazoa; Chordata; Aves; Tinamiformes; Tinamidae. The transcript is spliced from 17 exons. Gene Ontology annotation, biological process: L-leucine catabolic process.
GCAGCACCCAUUACUUGUAGGGACAACCCUAAUUUUGACUGUUCACGUCUGAAUAUGAAGAGUUGCUAGACAGCUAAUUCCAGCAUACAGGAAAAUUAUGAACGAAUGAAAGCACUAGUAAGAGACCUCCAAGAGCAAGCAGAAAAAAUCAAAUUAGGAGGUGGAGAAAAGGCCCGUAAGCUUCACACAUUAAGAGGAAAGCUGUUACCCAGAGAGAGAAUUGACAGGCUUAUUGAUCCAGGGUCUCCAUUCUUGGAGUUCUCCCAGUUUGCAGGUUACCAGUUGUAUGGUAAGGAAGAGGUACCAGCAGGAGGCAUUAUCACCGGCAUUGGGCGAGUGUCUGGAGUGGAGUGCUUGAUUGUUGCUAAUGAUGCAACUGUCAAGGGAGGAACCUAUUACCCCAUCACUGUUAAGAAACAUUUACGUGCUCAAGAAAUUGGCAUGCAGAAUCACCUGCCAUGUCUAUAUUUGGUUGAUUCUGGAGGAGCCAAUUUACCUUGGCAGGCAGAAGUAUUUCCAGAUCGAGAUCAUUUUGGUCGUGUUUUUUAUAACCAAGCAGUCAUGUCCUCGCAAGGAAUUCCACAGAUCGCAGUGGUAAUGGGAUCCUGCACGGCAGGAGGAGCAUAUGUACCUGCAAUGGCAGAUGAAAGUAUUAUUGUUGGCAAGCAGGGAACAAUAUUCUUGGGAGGACCACCACUGGUAAAAGCAGCAACAGGUGAAGAGGUAUCAGCAGAGGACCUUGGAGGAGCUGAUCUUCACUGCAGAAAGUCUGGUGUAACAGAUCAUUAUGCUUUGGAUGACAGUCAUGCGCUUCAUCUAGCUAGAAAAGCUGUAAGAAAUUUAAAUCGACAAAAGAAAGUGGAUGUGACUGUAGAACCAUCAGAAGAGCCUUUAUUUCCUGCUGAUGAAAUAUAUGGAAUAGUUGGUGACAAUCUAAAAAGAAACUUUGAUGUCAGAGAGGUCAUUGCUAGAAUUGUGGAUGGAAGUAAAUUUGAUGAAUUCAAAGCCUUAUAUGGGGAUACUUUAGUCACAGGAUUUGCAAGAAUAUUUGGUUAUCCAGUGGGAAUUAUUGGAAACAAUGGUGUUCUCUUCUCGGAGUCAGCAAAGAAGGGUGCACAUUUUAUCCAGUUGUGUUGUCACAGAAAUAUUCCCCUUGUGUUUUUGCAGAAUAUUACAGGUUUCAUGGUUGGUAGGGAAUAUGAAGCUGGAGGGAUAGCAAAAGAUGGUGCCAAGUUGGUGGCUGCAGUAGCGUGUGCCAGUGUACCCAAAAUAACAGUAAUUAUUGGUGGAUCCUAUGGUGCUGGAAACUUUGGGAUGUGUGGAAGAGCAUACAGUCCAAGAUUUCUUUACAUGUGGCCAAACGCUCGCAUAUCUGUGAUGGGAGGGGAACAAGCCGCAGCUGUUCUAGCUACGAUAGCUAAGGACCAGAAAGCAAGAGAAGGAAAACAGUUUUCUGAGGCAGAUGAAGCAGCAUUGAAGGAACCCAUCAUUAGGAGGUUUGAGGAGGAAGGAAACCCUUAUUAUUCCAGUGCAAGGUUGUGGGAUGAUGGAAUUAUUGAUCCGGCUGACACGAGACUGGUUUUGGGCCUCAGUCUCAGCGCAGCGCUGAAUGCACCUACUAAGAAGACAGAAUUUGGGAUUUUCAGGAUGUAAUGCAAGUGUCCCCAUUGCCUGUGUAUAUUGUAACUGGGGCUAGAGAGCAAAUUCUCUGCUGUGCUGAGGUGUUUUGAACUGAGGAAAAAAGUAAAGAUUUAUACUGCACUCUUUUGGAWGGAAGUGUCUUAAUUAUAUGUUUUCACUGAGGAAUCCUCACGCUGCACUGCAGUGUUUUAACRUUGAUUUCUGGUCAGUCACUGAUAGUGUCGUGUGUAACACCUGGGUCCAUUUGGCUGAAUAACUGGUAACUUCUGGCACUGCUAAAUGUUUGACACGAGACAUUUGCAUUAUCCCUUCAGUAAAACUGUGCAAAGUAUGCUGUAUAUUUGCUGCUUAUGAGCUCUCUUAUUUCUUUUAGUUCUAUUUUGUAUGUUUCCUGUAGGUGCAAUCCAACAAAAUCCACGCUCAGUGGUCAGUGAUUUCUGCCAAGCCCGAGUGCAGUAGGGGCAGCGGGGUGGCUCAGCACAGCCUGAAACUAGAGACGUCACACAGCUGUUGGUGCCUUGGCCUCCAUCCAAAAAACCAUUGCCCUCCUGUGUGAUUCCCUGAGGACCAAACGUCAGGGAGCCUGGCGGCCGGCCGGCUCCUUCCGCAAGAGCCGGAGAGGCCUAUGGACACCCAUGGGAGCUGCAGGGUGCCGGGCGCUUUCAGAGCCCGCGGCGGCUGCUGCUGCCGCCACGUUUCCGUGCUUGUGAGCCCUCUGGUGACUCCGUGUGCACAGACCCUGCAGUGUCCCCGCAUGGAUCCRUACUCCACGCGCAGCUCGCGCCUGGCUGCUGCUCUUGGGCUGUUAACGGCAGUGCUGGGGAGCCUUGUUGAAUCCCAUUUAUUUAGGGUAAUUUUGCUGCGGUGUAAUAUGCUUUUAGGGAGUUAAAUGUCUGGUGUUUCGUUUGUUCUCUUCACAUAUGUUGUACCUCAUAGAGACUAAACGCUUGGUGUGUACUUUGCCCAGAAUAGCGAGGUAAAUAUUGUGCUAGCUGGAAUUAGGAAGGGAAUUUUACCUACGUUGCAUCUGUGGGUGUUCAAAUACCAAGUAUGUAAUGGCUAAAUAUYUUUUUACCAGAAUAAAUAUUUUUUGCAGGAA